This is a messenger RNA of Arabis nemorensis, 276 nucleotides long. NCBI's taxonomy places the organism in Eukaryota, Viridiplantae, Streptophyta, Magnoliopsida, Brassicales, Brassicaceae. The record is from the annotation of a GenBank genome assembly.
AUGCAGGUUAAGCUCAAGGAGAGGUUGAAAAAGGCUAUGCUUAUUUCGCGUGAAGGGAACCAAUACUUGACGGCAAGCCGAUUUUGGAGACUCUACGAGGAAGAUAAACCUUGUUGUGCACUUGUUAUAAGAAGUGCUGCUGGUUUAGUACACCUUCUUGCACAAUUGUUAGAACCUUUCAUGCUAUCCUUUUCUCGCGAGGUAUUUUUCACUACUCUCGGACGAGAGAGGAGAAGUCUUACAAGCAAGAAGACUUUGGGAGAUUCUGCCUCCUAG